Messenger RNA from Staurois parvus, 347 nucleotides. Lineage: Eukaryota; Metazoa; Chordata; Amphibia; Anura; Ranidae. The record is from the annotation of a GenBank genome assembly.
GACAAAAAAUGGAACACACCAGCAGUGUGAGGAGAUCUGAAAGUGGCACAUGGCAGAGUGUGGCGAUGGAGACAGCAGCAAUGGGAGGCCGUACAGGGACCCAUGACACACUCUGGACCUGGCAGCAGCAUGAAGAGGCGGUACAGGGGCCCAUGGCAGAUUACGGCCUGGCUGGCAGCAGCAAUGGGAGGCCCGUAAUCUGCCAGCACCCUAUGACAAAAAAUGGAACACACCAUCAGUGUGUGAGGAGACCUGAAAGUGGCACAUGGCAGAGUGUGGCGAUGGAGACAGCAGCAAUGGGAGGCCGUACAGGGACCCAUGAGACACUGUGGACCUGGCAGCAGCAU